Molecule: messenger RNA, 1410 nt
Organism: Cherax quadricarinatus
Lineage: Eukaryota; Metazoa; Arthropoda; Malacostraca; Decapoda; Parastacidae
Source: RefSeq, a predicted model, not a curated record
GUGGCAAAAGUAGAUCACAAGAUAUUCAUUUGCAAUCAUUUGCAUUCAUGGCUCGUAGAACCCCUCCCAUCCUGCACGACCCACUCUUCCUACCCACACACAUACACACACACUCCCCAAGAUUGUCUUCAUACCUCUACCAAGCUUUCAUUCCCCCCGCAGUCCCAGCAUCCCCCUUCACCUUCCCAGAGAUGAGCCACUCCCACCCGGUGCUUGGCUAAUGUUCUACUCGCCUGCAACUCAGUGUUGGUGUGGUCGAAGUGUGCGCUGGACGCGUGGAGAGAGAGUACCUUGUUGUUUCUCCGAUAGGACCUAGCAAGAGUUAUUCCAUUUGGAUGCAAAUUGUUAGUAGACAACAGUAGCUUAAUAUAUUCCUGUAGCGCCGACUGAACUCUGAAGAUAUCGUGAAACCUGUAAAGCUGCGACGUCUGAACUUCUCGUGUGAGGACGGUGUUUUAAAUGAGUGAUUCCAGAAGUGCGUGACGAGAAAUAUUACUCAGAUCAUCAUGUGUUGAACUUGACACACAUGAGUAAUAGUUGUGUAUUAGCCCGUACGAUCAACCAGUUCAGAAUCUAUUUAAAAUAGCAAAAGGCCUGAAUAAUUUAAAAUCAAGAAUAUUAAUAAUUUCCGUUGGAAAAUAAUCUAUCAUCUAGAACCCCCCAAAAUAUAACUCCCAUAAUAGAAAGAAAUCCGUGUAAUUUAAAAGAGAAGCUAAAUCGUCUAAAAAUAAGUAAGAAUCUGCGUCGUACAGAUUAUAAAGAAUCUGAAUCUACUACGAAGAACAAAAAUCACAUCGAUGAUGUAUUUCUUCAAAAGAAUGAUGGUGGCGUUGGUGUUACUAGCGUUGGCGUUGGUGAAGGUGUUGGAAGCUACAAUCAGUCAGCUAGGCAGUGUUUAUCUCAUCGUGCCUCAACGCUUCGAGGUGGACCCUGUUGCACCUUACAGGAAUCAAUUGGAGUUCGCCAAGGCCCACGGUCCAAGGGGUGUAUAUUUACUGGAGUCUCUGGGAGCCGGACACUACCCGACACACCAGCAACUUACAGCUGACUACCACAGAAGAUCCAACCCGGGACCUGUCUACUUCUACGACUACUUCAGAUAGGUCAAUAUAUUGGACUCUUAUGAGAGGCUUUUGGUUCUGGGAUUUGGAUCUGCCUUUUCCAUUUUUUAUACCGAAUCUUAUCACUUCCUGUCCCCAAGGUGCUAUGUGACCCCUGCGGGUUAAGCGUUUCCCCAUGAAUAUAAUAAUAUCGAUAUUCUCUUCUUAAUGAAUCAUUAUUAUUUUUAUUAUUUUUAUUAUUAUUAGUGAAAAUAUUAUUAUAAACGUUAGUAAACACAUUAGUAUCAAUAUUGUUAUAAUUAUUUUUAUAUUAGUAUUAUUAUUAAUUUUCUUAUGGUUUUAUUUAUUA